This is a messenger RNA of Ceratitis capitata (Mediterranean fruit fly), 3126 nucleotides long. RefSeq names its product alanine--tRNA ligase, cytoplasmic (gene AlaRS). NCBI's taxonomy places the organism in Eukaryota, Metazoa, Arthropoda, Insecta, Diptera, Tephritidae. The coding region runs from base 122 to 3025 and encodes 967 amino acids. Gene Ontology annotation, biological process: alanyl-tRNA aminoacylation; tRNA modification. The transcript has 3 exons. The record is from RefSeq and is a predicted model, not a curated record. Gene Ontology annotation, cellular component: cytoplasm; mitochondrion. Gene Ontology annotation, molecular function: aminoacyl-tRNA deacylase activity; nucleic acid binding; amino acid binding.
UGUACAAUUACUUUCUUAUUAGAAUUUUCGAAUAUAUUACUUGACACGAAUGCACUUUCACUAAAGAAAGUGCAGUUUAAAUGUGAACAAAGUCAUCGUAAGUGAGAUUUGAAAAGAAACAAUGAAAGUCCCAACUGCAAAGGAAAUCCGUGAUGCCUUCCUGGGCUUCUUCAAAGAAAAGGGCCAUCUAUAUGUUCACUCAUCUAGUACUAUACCAUUGGAUGAUCCGACUUUGUUAUUUGCCAAUGCUGGUAUGAACCAAUUUAAACCGAUAUUUUUGGGUACAGCUGAUCCGAAUAGUGAAAUGGCUAAAUGGGUUCGUACUGCUAAUACUCAGAAAUGUAUACGUGCCGGUGGUAAACACAAUGAUUUAGAUGAUGUAGGCAAAGACGUUUAUCAUCAUACAUUUUUCGAAAUGCUUGGCAAUUGGUCAUUCGGAGACUAUUUUAAAAUAGAAAUAUGCACUUGGGCUUGGGAGUUUCUGACCGAACGUAUGAAGCUGCCGAAAGAUCGUUUGUAUGUUACCUAUUUCGGUGGUGAUAAAGAUGCCGGUCUUGAACCGGAUCUUGAAUGCAAACAGAUUUGGUUGGAUCUUGGACUAAGACCGGAACAUAUUUUACCAGGCAGCAUGAAAGACAAUUUUUGGGAAAUGGGUGAAACUGGUCCAUGUGGUCCAUGCUCUGAGUUGCAUUUUGAUAGAAUUGGAGGCCGAAGCGUACCCGAACUGGUAAAUGUUGAUGACCCAGAUGUUUUAGAAAUUUGGAAUUUGGUGUUUAUCCAAUACAACAGGGAGUCAGAUGGUAGUCUCAAACCAUUACCUAAGAAGCAUAUCGAUUGUGGAAUGGGCUUCGAACGUCUUGUAUCUGUCGUACAAAACAAAAGAUCCAACUACGAUACCGAUUUGUUUGUACCGCUAUUCAAAGCGAUACAGGAAGGUACUGGUGCACCAGAAUAUCAAGGACGAGUGGGUGCUGAUGAUGCUGAUGGCAUUGACAUGGCAUACCGAGUGUUAGCGGAUCAUGCUAGAACAAUAACCAUUGCUCUCGCAGAUGGUGGUACUCCCGAUAACACUGGUCGAGGCUAUGUUCUAAGACGUAUUCUUCGACGUGCCGUAAGAUAUGCAACUGAAAAACUCAACGCAAAACCAGGAUUCUUUGGAUCACUUGUUCAUACGGUUGUGAGUUUAUUAGGUGAUGCCUUCCCUGAGGUUGCAAAGAAUCCUCAGCAAAUAAUUGAUAUAAUCAACGAGGAGGAAGCACAAUUUUUAAAAACUCUAUCAAGAGGACGAGAUCUCUUCAAUCGCACUGUUGCAAAGUUGGGCAAUCAAAAAAUCAUUCCUGGAGACUUGGCAUGGAAGCUAUAUGACACUUAUGGUUUUCCAGUUGACUUGACUCAACUAAUGGCUGAGGAAAAAAACUUACAAAUAAAUAUGGAAGAAUAUGAAGAAGCUAAACAAGCUGCGUACAUAAUGUCCCAGGGAAAGAGUACUGCCAAGGAGGAUGCAAUCGACAUCGGUGUGCAUGCAAUUUCUGAACUACAAACCAAGUCCAUACCAAUCACAAAUGAUACAUUUAAGUACAAAUAUCAAGCUGAAUCUGAAAAAUUCGAUUCUCCUUAUAAUUUUGGUUCAUGCAAAGCGACUAUACUUGCAUUACGUUUUGGAAACGAAUUUGUAAACAAGAUAGAAGCUGGCAGUAAAGCUGGCAUAAUUCUCGAUCAAACAAACUUCUAUGCAGAAAGUGGAGGUCAAAUUUAUGAUAAAGGCUUUUUUGCAAAAUCGAAAAGCUCGGAUGAAAAAUUCUUCGUCGAAACAGUUUAUAACCGCGCCGGAUAUAUCCUGCAUGUCGGAGUAGCAGAUGGAGAAUUUUCUGUAGGAGACGAAAUCGAACUUAACAUCGAUAUAGAACGCCGUUGGCUUACCAUGAAAAAUCAUUCCGCAACUCAUGCCCUAAAUCACAGCCUACUACAAGUACUUGGAAAAGAGACUGACCAAAAAGGAUCAUUGGUAGUGCCGGAUAAGUUACGUUUCGAUUUUAGUAGCAAAUCUGCUAUGACUAUUGAACAGGUCGCAAAAGCAGAACAAUUAACACGCGAUGUUGUUUACAAAAAUGUGCCUAUAUAUGCAAAAGAAACGAAGUUGGCAAAUGCAAAGAAAAUUCGUGGACUUCGCUCAGUUUUCGAUGAGGUCUAUCCAGAUCCUGUGCGUGUAAUCUCAUUUGGUGUGCCAGUAGAGGAACUUGAAAGUAAUAUCGAUAGUGACGCCGGAGAGAAAACUUCAGUAGAAUUCUGUGGCGGUACGCAUUUACAAAGAUCCGGUCAUAUGAUGGAAUUUGUUAUUACCAGCGAGGAAGCAAUUGCAAAGGGAAUACGGCGUAUUGUAGCUCUCACUGGUCCUGAAGCAGUAAAGGCUUUGGAGAAAUCCAAUGAACUUCAAAAACAAAUACAGGCAUUAAAAUCCACAAUCGAGGUAGACAAAGAUGGUAAAAAUUCGAAGAAUUAUGUCAAGCAAAUAGUUGAAUUGUCGGAAGAAGUUUCACAAGCUGUCAUACCGUAUGUGAAGAAAGACGAAAUGCGCAACUUACUUAAACAAUUGAAAAAGACACUCGACGAUAAGGAGCGCACACUUAAGGCAGCUGUUUCUGUGACUGUUAUCGAAAAAACCAAGGAGAUUUGUCAAGAAAACCCACAAGCAACAUUAUUGGUUAAACAAUUCGAGGCCUUUAACAAUACCAAGGCUUUGGACGGUGCCUUGAAGCAAGUGCGCGCACUAUGCCCAGAAGCCGCUGCAUUAUUUUUAUCAGUUGACGUCGAUACGAAAAAAAUAUUCUGCUUAGCUUCUGUGCCAAAAAGCGCUGUUGGCAAAGGACUUAAGGCCAAUGAAUGGGUACAACAUUUAAGCGAAAUUAUUGGAGGAAAAGGUGGCGGAAAGCCUGAAUCUGCACAAGCUUCUGGCUCAAAUUACGAAAAUGCCGAUGAGGUCAUAAGAUUGGCCACAGAAUUCGCGAAAACUAAACUCGGUGCUUAAUAAAGCUAAGCUGCUAAAUCAUUCACUAAUUAAAAUGUGUUCAAUUUGAAAUUGGCACUUUAUUUAUUUUACAAAUUUAAUUUUUUUUUGGCGAUUUUUGC